AUGGCACCCACUCCAUCUCCGCAGCCACUUGAUUUGUCGCACCAUUUCUCCUAUGCGGCCAAGAAUCGAGCCCCGAGCAGUAUCAAGGAAUUCUACAAGUAUUUUGCCAUUCCAGGAAUCGCAAACUUUGCGGGAGGCUUACCCCAUCCUUCAUACUUUCCCUACGAUACCCUCGAGGCCACCGUUGCACGACCGCAACGUCUGGAGCGAUCCAGCAAGGAUGACGGCAAAGCCGAUCGAUUGAUCGUCCCCAAAGAGGUCCCAAUCACAGAUCCCUCACAAAAGAUCGACCUAAGCACGGCUUUGCAGUACGGCACCGCUCAGGGCUACCCGCCACUCUUCUCCUUCCUGCGCAAGUUUACUCGCGAACAUCUUCAUCCGAACGUACCUUAUGCAGAUGGGCCCGACAUCGUUCUCUCUUGCGGGAAUACGGAUGGCUUCUCCAAGGCGGUCGAGCUGUUCACCAACAUUUGGAAUCCCGACCGAGAUUGGAUACAGCAGCGGGAAGGUGUUCUCUGUGAGGAGUUCACCUAUAUGAACGCCAUUCAAACCAUUCGACCCCGUGGUCUCAACAUUGUGACAGUGGCCGUGGAUGCGCAGGGAAUGGUGGCCCACGGUAAAGGAGGCUUGGAGGAUGUGCUCUCCAACUGGGAUUUUCGCCGCGGUCGACGGCCGCACUUGAUGUACACUGUGACAAUUGGCCAGAACCCCACGGGAGGGAACUUAUCGAUCGAGCGGCGAAAGGAGAUCUAUGCCUUGUGCUCAAAAUUCGAUGUCAUCAUUGUUGAAGACGAGCCGUACUGGAACUUGCAAUUCCCAUCUGCAUAUGAGAAGGAAGCUCACCACCGAGGAGGCUCGACCGCCAUGUCGACGCCGUACGAUCGAAGCUACAACGCCGAGGGCAAGUCUUCCGGCUACGCGUUCCUGGACUCCCUGGUCCCCUCCUACCUCUCCAUCGAUACGGAGGGACGAGUUGUUCGACUCGAUACCUUUUCCAAAACCGUCGCCCCGGGGAGUCGUCUGGGCUGGAUCACCGCGCAACCGGCGGUCAUUGAGCGAAUCACUCGUAUCACCGAGGUGUCCACGCAGCAGCCUUCGGGGUUUGUGCAAGCCAUCGUGGCCCAAACGAUCAUCGGCGAACAGCUCAAGGACAAGGCGACUCGUGAUUCGCGGAGCUGGCACAUGGACGGGUGGGUCCGCUGGCUGGAAGGGCUCAGGGGAGGCUACGAGCGACGGAUGAACGACAUGUGCACCAUCCUAGAGGAGAACAAGUACUUGUACUCGGAUGAAUCCUGUGAGGAUCCGUCCUCCGUCGCUGAGCAUGGCAACGACUGGGAGAUAGUUGAGCGAACGCAAAUGCUCGACUUUGUCUGGCCCAAGGGCGGCAUGUUCGCCUGGGUCGAGCUUCAUCUCGAAAACCACCCGCUGCGAGCCAAGUACAGUGAGCAAAGGCUCUCCAAGGCCUUCUGGGUGCACCUGACUCAAAAGCCACACUUGUGCUUGGUAGGACCGGGUCAGAUCUUUGCGGCUGGGCCGAGUUCGGUGGAAAAGCAACAUCGGUAUAUCCGUGUUUCGUUCGCCCCCAUGGAUCCCGGUGACGUUGCCUCGUAUACAAACCGACUGAUUGAUGGGUUCCGAUCGUUCUGGAAGCGUAAGAAUCUGGAUGGGCUGGAGGAUAGUGGAGAUGGAAAGACACUCGCGAGUUUGGGCAAUCUGCAGUUGAAUUCAGGAGUGAGCUUCUUGGGACCUGGAUGUUGA
Molecule: messenger RNA, 1758 nt
Organism: Penicillium diatomitis
Lineage: Eukaryota; Fungi; Ascomycota; Eurotiomycetes; Eurotiales; Aspergillaceae
Product: putative aromatic amino acid aminotransferase
Exons: 3
Coding region: 1-1758 (585 amino acids)
Biological process (GO): biosynthetic process
Molecular function (GO): pyridoxal phosphate binding; transaminase activity
Source: RefSeq, a predicted model, not a curated record